Messenger RNA from Ictalurus furcatus (blue catfish), 3516 nucleotides. RefSeq names its product zinc finger protein 574 (gene znf574). Gene Ontology annotation, molecular function: DNA-binding transcription factor activity, RNA polymerase II-specific; RNA polymerase II cis-regulatory region sequence-specific DNA binding. Bases 49 to 3084 code for a protein of 1011 amino acids. NCBI's taxonomy places the organism in Eukaryota, Metazoa, Chordata, Actinopteri, Siluriformes, Ictaluridae. The transcript has 7 exons. The record is from RefSeq and is a predicted model, not a curated record. Gene Ontology annotation, biological process: regulation of DNA-templated transcription.
ACGCUCCUAAUAUCAUUUCAGAUCCAAAGCAGUAAGGCUGUAUUCGACAUGGAGAGCUCGUCGGUGUACAUGUGUUUCCCAUGCUACCGGGAGUUCCCCACACUCGAGGAAGUGCUGACACACCAGCUGACCUGCACUGCUGAGAACACACAACCUCUGUCUGUUGGCACUGCUAUAGAGGCUGCUGCCAUCUCUGCUGGUCUACCACAGUUGGAAGGUCAGUCAGUGUAUGUUCCUGAGGUUCAAAAUGAGAGAAAACCUGUACCCUCCUCAGAUGUACCACGUGUCCUCUACCAGUGCGCUGACUGUGAGCUCCUAUUUGAUGCACUCUUGUUGUGGCAGCAGCACCGAAAGCUCGGCUGUUGCCUGGAGACUGGACCUGGACCAGGACCUGGACCUGGGGACGUGGCUGCCACCUCUUUGCCACGACCCAUCAGCCAGACGCAUGCAAGCAAAGUGUCUUAUAAUGAUCAGCUAGUUGAGUUGGAAGGAGGAGUCAAACAUGAAUCAAGUGUGGAGACUUUUACUCCAGUGAACUCAGAAUUAAUAGAUAUCAAUGCUGAAGAUGUUCCACAACUGAAUUUAACAUGCAGCAGUGAUCCCCCUGAGCCCUCUGAGGAACCUGAACCUCAGCAGCCUGAGUGCACUGAGCCUGUGCAGGAACCAAGCCCACAAGUGAGACGGAGAGGUCAGAAGAAGGCCAAGCCUCCCUCUAGCCUGCUGUGUGUGGAGUGCGGCCGCUGCUUCAGCUUGGCUUCAGAGCUGGUGACUCAUCGGAAGACGGCGCACAACCUGAAGGAGGCCAUCCACCGGUGCAACGUGUGCGGCGAGGGCUUCCUCAACACCACGCUCUUCCUCUACCACCGCAAACAACACCGCAGUCAAAUACAAGAAGAGGAGCAGAAAGAGGUGGAAGUGCCCCAGCUCUCCACCACCCUGCUGGAAGCUCCAGGAGAAGGUCUGCUCCUGCUCGCCACCGCCGGAGAGGGCCAGAGUCUGAUGGAGAUUACCAGCCUGGAGCAGACAGUACCCGACGCUGUGCCCAUCCCUCAGGUGGAGGUGGAGCUCGAUCCUGUGAUUAGAGGCGAGGUCAUCCAAUCAAAUGGAGAUGAACCUGUGCCUCAGGCAAUUGAAAGAGAACAAAUAGAGGAGACAGAAGUUGCAGAGAUUGUCAACAUGGAAGAGGAGGAAGUUGAAGGCAGAGAUGAGGCCACGAAUGAAGAAGUCAUUGAAGAGCGACAAGUGGAGACAGAGACUAGCAAUGUGGAUAUGGCACAGACGGAUGAGGAAGCAUCUUCAGGGCUUUCCACAUGCCCGAAUUUCCUGUGUAGCCAGUGUGGGUGCUCUUUUAAUGCUGAGCACGAGUUAGCAAAGCACCGCAGUAGUGAGCACGGCCUAGCGGAGGCACUACACAGUUGCACGGAGUGCGGCCAGGAGUUCAUGAGCACCACUCAAUUUCUGUACCAUCGAAGAGAACAUCGCAAGGCCAUACCCUCUCCUGCUAGACUGAACACCACCUUCAUCCCUCUGGCCAAACACCCUCCUGCAUCCCCUGCCCUCCUGCUUCGACGGCCAGAAAGCUUGACUGAAACGACGCUGGCCGACGUCACGCUCGAAGCCACAGCCAAGCUGAGCCGUGAUUGGUCACGCACGCCGCUCCCCCACGAGUGCCCGCACUGCGGGCAGGGCUUCACGCGGCGCAGCCUCCUGCGCGAGCACGUCUUCCAGCACACGGGCGAGAAGCUGUUCAACUGCAACGUGUGCAACAAGAGUUUCCCGACUCCUGCUGGUCUGCUGCGCCACAGCCUGUGCCAUGGUCCACCACGCUGCUUUACCUGCCCCAUCUGCACCAAGACCUUCUCUCAGCCUGCCUCGCUCAAGCGCCACAUGCUGAUCCACGAGGACGGCACAGAGAGGAGAGGCCAUGGGCGAAGCAAAGGCCGAGGACGUCCUCCUGGAGACACCCGUCUGCUCACCUGUCCCGACUGCCCAGCCAGCUUCAAGCUGGACUCACAACUGCAGAUGCACAGGCUGCUGCACACUAGUCACCCUUUCCCAUGCGGUGUGUGUGGACAGGCGUUUAAGCGACGGAAGGAGCUCGACCUGCACUCUCUCAUGCACCAAGAUAAGGAGCCUGUGGUGUGUGCUCAGUGUGGCUCUCAGUUCCUGAACCAGGCCGUAUUAGACGUGCACGUUCAGCGCUGCACAGGAAAAAUUACUCAGCGGCGCCGUUAUCCAGGUCAUGGGCGUGGCCGAGUCGGGGGUCAGCUUGAGUGCGAUAUGUGUGGCCACCGCUGUGUGACCCAGGAUGGUCUGGAACUGCACCGGCUCUCGCACACAGGCCAGACGCCGCUACGCUGCCCUCUCACACCCUGCAGGAAACGAUUCGCUUCCAGUUCAUCCCUGGCACAGCACGUGGUGGCGCACUGUCGUGCGCCGCUGUCCAAGAGGAACACCCCACGCCGCUUCACAUGCGAUUUCUGCACCAAGGAGUUUGCCUACGCCUCCACCUUCGCCGUGCACAUGCGCACACACACAGACGAGAGGCCCUUUGAGUGCAAUCAAUGUGGGAAGCGUUUUCGGCAGCUGCCCCACCUGCAGGACCACGAGCGUAUCCAUAGUGGCGAGCGGCCGUUUGUGUGUUGGGUGUGUGGGAAGAGUUUCAGCGUGGCAGCACGAUUAGCCGAGCACGCCCGGGUGCACAGCGGCGAACGCCCGUUCGCUUGUCCUCGAUGCCCCACCGCCUUCCGCUCGCGCCCCAAUCUCCACAAACACCUCCGUCUGCACGCCGUUGACCCCAAUGACCCCAUCACCGAAGCCACUGCAGACCAGGACUCGGCCGUACAGACCAUACUGCUGGUGCAGGAAGCCGCCUCACCCACAUCCACGUCGGCAAUGGCGUCUACCUCCACCGCCGUCCCCAUCAUCCAGGAGGGCACGCUGGUGCCCGAUCAGCACGGUGCCUCUGUGGUGUUCCUCCAUAACAACAUUGCAGUCCCUGCAGUUACCAUGCCCACCAUAUCAGUGGUGGCUGGCCAAGAAGUCCCGCACACCAUCGAGUUCAUUAUAGAGGAGACUGUGUAGAGAGAGAGCGAGAGAGAGAGAGAGAGAGGAGUGAAUGGAAUGGAAAGGAAAGAAAGACAGAGAGAUUGGGGCUAUUUGUGAAAUGACUUGAGAGAUGGGCACAGAGAUAACUUAAGGUUAUCUAGGCAAGAAAGAGAGAAUGAGCUGAGGUUAAAACCUUACAGGAUAAAGCCUUUCUCUUUGUAUGUGUAGAAAAGAAAAUGUUAGCUGAUGCUUGUCUUAAAUGGCUGCUCAUUUUUUUGGACUAGCAGAAGCAGAAUUCAUCAAUUAUGCCAAAAUUAUAAGGAGGAAAAAUUGAGCAUGGCGUGUACAAGCUUGUAUAUAUAUUUCCACCACUCUGUCCUCAUUUGAGUUCGGUAUUAUUACCUUUGGCAUGAAUUGCUCAUAAACUUUAUAGUGUGUGUUUUUAAUAAAACAAUUUGGCUUUCUGGG